ACCAUAUCUGUAAGGCUGUGUCGAUACGAUAGUGCUGACAUCCUGGAGCUACCGAAGAUAAGAAGAGAUCGCACGUUACAUGCUGCCAGGGUAGAACUAAGAGGUGGCGUGAGAAGACCCAAGUUCGACAACCAAAACCUUGAUCGAGCACCCAUGAGCUGGUGCUUUCCUGAAUGAGAAAAUCACGACGACUACAUUCUCGCCAGAUUGGCAGGAACAAGUCACUUGAGCCAAAGGCCGCUGGAUAUCUCAAUCACACCUGCGAUCUCUCGGAGAUAACGCUGAAGCAAUCUUCGGCGAGCGACCCUUCCCAAUAUGAGUCCAGUCUGAACGCCUCCCCCCAAUGAACUCCAUGGCCCGUCCAUUCUCCUCACUAUGGCCACACCAGCCUCCUCCAGAGCGCCGUCUACCUUCGACCCAAGUCCUCAACACCUACGAACUCCUCGAACAAAUCCUCUCCCACCUCCCCAUGAUCGACCUCUUCGCCCACCUCCGCCUCUCCAAAUCCUGGCGCUCCAUCAUCCUCCGCUCCACCCGCCUGCAAGAAAACAUGUUCCUCACUUACCCCUCUCAACCCAUCUGUCCCGAACCCUUCACCUACAACGUUCAAGUCUACUGCUGCUGGAACAAAGGCCAAACAUGCUACCGCCUCCCCAGUCUCACCUUCAAUCCCGCCACCUCCAUGAUCGCACCCUACAAUAUCAGCGACACGACUUCCCCCAUGGCGCUGCGUCAACCGCUGGCGAAGUUUCGCGUGCAUCAACAUCUCUUCGCUCGCUUCACGAUUGAGGAUAUCCCCGACUUGGAACCUGAGGAUCGACCUUCGUGGCGAAGGAUGUUUAUCACGCACCCGCCGCUGAGAGCUGUGGACUUUGAAUUCUUUGCGAAAGAUGAUGAUUUUCGGAGGUUGGUAGUGUUGUGGAAUCCGGUGGGGAUUACGUUUGGGGAUCUGAUUGAUGGGAGGUGGAGGAUGGCGAGGGAUUAUGAGGCGACGACAGGGAAGACGGCGGUGGGCGAGAUUGAGUGCUCGUUUCAUUUGUUGCAUCCGCAGCAUGAUCCCAUGGAGGAGAUUUGGACGUCUGCACCAUUGCUUUGCCUUGUACACUGCUUCUCCUUCUCAGCAUCGAGACAUGUUCUAAGCGCGAGCGCCAAGGAUAGCGAUCGAAUUGAGCAGCCGAAGGUCUGGGAAUAG
Messenger RNA from Zymoseptoria tritici IPO323, 1192 nucleotides. RefSeq lists its product as uncharacterized. Gene Ontology annotation, molecular function: protein binding. Bases 344 to 1192 code for a protein of 282 amino acids. NCBI's taxonomy places the organism in Eukaryota, Fungi, Ascomycota, Dothideomycetes, Mycosphaerellales, Mycosphaerellaceae. The transcript is spliced from 2 exons. The record is from RefSeq and is a predicted model, not a curated record.